AUUCGUCUUCCAAGGAUAUCACACCCACACAGUUCAUGGCCGGUUGACCUCCUGAUUUAUGGUCUUUUCUCCUUUUGCUUCCCAAUCUUACGAAGCAAUCAUCCAUCUCUCCUCGGUCUCCGUUGAGUUGCUUCGUUGUUGUUUCCAAUUUAUUUUCUUUUAAGCCCUUGCCUUGUUUAACAAAGAAAGCAGGAAAUGAUUUGGGCUCCAGUGAUUUCCAUCGCGUCCAAACUUGCCGAGUAUCUUUUUCUGCCGAUCAGACGCCAGAUCGGUUAUGUGUUCAACCACAACAGCAACAUUCAGGAGCUGAAAGUUCAAGUUGAAAAGCUCCAAGGUGAAAGACAGAGUGUGCAGCACCGGGUGGAUGAGGCUAAAAGACAUGGGCAAGAUAUUGAGGACAUAGUAGACAAGUGGCUGAAAAGUGUGGAUGAUGCUAAUUUAGAGGUUGGCAAAUUUCUACAAGAUAAUGACACAGCAAAUAUGAAGUGUUUCAUGGGACUGUGUCCCAAUUUGAAGAUGCACUACCAGUUCAGUAGGAAAGCUACAAAGAAGAAGGAGGUGGUUGUUCAAAUCCAAUCAGAAGGGAAAUUUGAUAGAGUUUCCUACUAUACCUCUCCACCUUGGACAGGGCCUUCCAAAGAUUAUGAGGUCUUUGAAUCAAGAACAUUAGUUUUAAAGGAAAUAGUGGGGGUGUUAAAGGAUGAUGAAGUUAAUACGAUUGGGUUGUAUGGGAUGGGAGGCGUUGGUAAGACCACCUUAGUGAAAGAGGUUGCCUCUCAAGUCAGAGAGCAGGGCAUAUUCAGAAAGGUGGUUACAACAACAAUAACCCACGUUGCUGAUAUAAAAAGAAUUCAACAGGAAAUUGCAGAGUGGUUGGGUUGCAAAUUGGUUGAGGAGACGGUUCGUGUACGAGCAGCUCGGUUGAGUGAGCAUCUCAAACGAGAGGAGAAGAUUCUCAUAAUUCUGGAUGACAUUUGGUCGAGAAUCAAACUGGAGGAAAUAGGAAUUCCUUUCGGAAACGGUCAUAAUACAGGAUGCAAGAUAUUGAUGACCUCCAGAAAUCAAAAUGUAUUUUUGGAGAUGGAUGUGUUGAGAGUUUUCCGGCUUGAAGUUUUUCAAGAUAAAGAAGCAUGGCAUUUGUUUCAGAAGAAAGUGGGCAAUGUGAAACAUCCCGAUUUGGCUAUUGAAGUAGCAAAGAGGUGUGCUGGUUUACCUAUUUUGAUUGUGACUGUUGCAACGGCAUUGAAAAAUAAGCAGUUGUUUGAAUGGAAGAAUGCCUUGGAACAACUAAAAAGGUUUGAUGAUAGCGAAAUGGAUGAGCAAGUUACGUCUGCUUUAAAGUUGAGUUACAACUUUUUGAAAGGUGAGGAAAUCAAGUCAUUGUUCUUACUUUGUGGACUACAUGUGUUUCGUAGUUAUCAAGUCGACAACUUGCUGAAAUAUGCUGUGGGCUUGGGUUUGUUCAAACGAAGCAAAACAUUAGAGGAAGCAAGAAAUAGACUUCAUAAAUAUGUUAGUGACCUCAAAGCUUCUUGUUUGUUGCUAGAAGGCAUCCAUAAAGGAGAAAUCAUGAUGCAUGAUGUUGUUCGCAAUUUCGCUAUCUCAGUUGCAUCAACAGAUCAUAAUGUGUUCAUGGUAGCAUAUGAUACUUUAUUGGAAUGGCCGUCAAAGGAUGGGCUUGAACAGUGCUCUGCAAUAUAUUUGCUCCAAUCCGAGAUUCCUGAGCUUCCUGCAGCAUUUGAAUGCCCAAAACUGGAGUCCUUUCUACUCGAUAAUUUUCUACUAGAUGCUAAGUACGCCUUUUUGAAAAUCCCAGAUGGCCUUUUUAGUACAAUGAAAGAACUCAAAGUCCUGGAUUUGACAGGACUGCAUUUAUCAUCUCUGCCUUCUUCACUUCAAUAUCUUCAGAACCUUCAAACAUUAUGUCUAGAUCAUUGUGUUUUGGAAGACAUAGGUGCAAUCGGACAGCUUAACAACUUACAAGUUCUCAGCCUGGCUCUAACAUUGUUCAGCUGCCAAAAGAAAUAG
Molecule: messenger RNA, 2028 nt
Organism: Manihot esculenta (cassava)
Lineage: Eukaryota; Viridiplantae; Streptophyta; Magnoliopsida; Malpighiales; Euphorbiaceae
Product: probable disease resistance protein At4g27220
Exons: 2
Coding region: 196-2028 (610 amino acids)
Molecular function (GO): ADP binding; ATP hydrolysis activity
Source: RefSeq, a predicted model, not a curated record